UAUUCUAUUAUGGUUAGAAGGCAUUAAGAAAGAAGCAAGCGCCGCAAUGAUUGAUGAGUACAUAUCAGCUGAGUUGCCAGACAGAGAUCUAGAUCCUGAGGGUUUUGCAUUGGUCGACCGUCAUAUGAUACAUGGCCCAUGUGGAAAACGUCGACCUAAAUCACCUUGCAUGGACAAAGGAGAAUGCACAAAGGCUUACCCUAAGCCAUUAUCGGAUCAUACACACAUUGACAAGUCUGGAUUUGUCAAAUACAGAAGGAGAUCAGAUCCUAAGCAUUUAGUCUUGAAGAGCAACAUUGAGCUGGGAAAUCAGUACGUUGUCCCUCACAACCUCAGCAUUCUUAAAAAAUAUGAGGCCCAUAUCAAUGUUGAAUGGUGCUGCAGAACCAGUGCGAUCAAAUAUCUUUUUAAAUACAUUACAAAAGGUGUUGAUCGAGCUACUGUUCUUUUGAAAGAGGUGGAAAGGGGAGGCAGUGAGAAGGAGAAAAAGAAAGACGGAAAGGAUGUGAUAAAUGAGAUAGAUAGGUAUAUGGAAUGUCGAUACAUCUCUGCAUGUGAAGCCUCAUGGAGAUUGUUCGCGUUUCACAUACAUCACAAUCAACCUAAUGUUGUUAAACUGCCUGUGCAUCUACCAGGGGAGCACCAUACUGUAUUUGACGAAUCUGCUAGAUUAGAGGAUGUUAUUUCGAAGGAAGACGUUGAGAAAACAAUGUUAACUGCAUGGUUUGUGGCAUGUGAAACGUAUGAAGAAGCACGAGAGCUGACGUACGUUGAACUGCCUACCAGGUUCGUUUAUCACACCUCAGGGAAACUAUGGGCCCCCAGGAAAACCGGUGCAGCAAUAGGAAGAGUGGUUUACGUCAGUCCAGCGGCCGGGGACAAAUACUUCUUACGGAUUUUGGUAAAUGUUGUUAAAGGGCCUACGUGUUUUGAGGAUUUAAAAACAGUUGGGGGUGUGCUUUUUGAAAAGUAUAGAGAAGCAUGUUACGCGCGGGGGUUGCUUGAUGACGACAGAGAAUGGCAUGAUGCUAUAGAAGAGCCAUCAUAUUGGGCUACGGGUCGACAGCUGAGACGGUUGUUUGUGAUAAUCUUACUUUUUUGUCAAGUUAUAGAUCCACUAAAGCUUUGGGACCAUACGUGGAAGUUUCUGGCAGAAGACAUCCUUUAUAUCAAACGAAAGGAAUUCAGAUUCCCAGGGCUUGAACUCAGCGACGACCAGCUAAAACAAUAUACUCUGAUCGAGCUCGAACAGCUACUGAAGGAGAAUGGUCAGUCUCUAGCGGAUUACCCUGCCAUUCCAGUGCCUGAUGAUGCUAUUCUGACUGAGAUUUCUAACACAGUGCUGAUGCAGGAGUUGAGUUAUAACAUUCAACAAGAGACUGAGACGCAUAAUGAGCUGUUCGAAACAAUGAAUCUAGAUCAGAAAGUAGUAUAUGAUUCGGUGCUUGAAUCUGUUCAUAAGCAAUCUGGACAGUUAUUUUUCGUUAAUGGAGCAGGAGGUACUGGGAAAACAUACCUAUACAGGACGAUAAUCGCAAAGCUUAGAUCAGCCAACAAAGUCGUCAUCCCAGUAGCAUCCUCUGGUGUUGCUGCGCUAUUACUCCCCGGUGGUAGAACAGCCCAUUCUAGAUUCAAACUGCCGCUUACACUGAGCGAUGUGUCAAUGUGUAAUAUUCCAAGAUCUUCUAUGUUGGCUUCGUUGAUAGCCAAAUCAGAUUUAAUAAUAUGGGAUGAAGCUCCAAUGGCACACCGUCAAGCGUUUGAGACACUCGACCGUUCCCUCCGAGAUUUGUUGACUCCUGCAGAUCCUACGGCUGCUGACAAACCUUUCGGUGGCAAGACUGUUCUCUUGGGAGGUGAUUUCAGGCAAAUAUUGCCAGUUGUGCCUCAUGGAAGAAGACCAGACACAGUCCUAGCAUCGAUCAGCAAAUCAUAUCUAUGGAAAAAUGCAGUAGUCUAUACUCUUUCCAUCAACAUGCGUUUGAGAGAAGCAGACAGGGAGUUCGCCAAAUGGAUUCUGGAAGUUGGUGAUGGGGAAGCUGAUACCGUCUCCUCUCACAGGAGCAAAAAUAAAGAGGGUGAACAAAUUGAUGUGGACCAAAGAUUCAUGAUCCCUGCAACAGACAAACCACACGAGGCAUUAGCAGCUGCAGCAUAUCCUGACUUCAUUCAUAAUUAUCGGAACAGGAAGUACUUAACAGAGAGAGCGGUGCUGACACCUACAAAUAGUACUGUUCAUGAGCUUAACGCAUAUAUGCUGUCUCAGGUUCCAUCAGAAGCAAAGGAGUAUCUGAGCUCCGAUUCGGUUGAGCUAGAAGCCACGCCAGAUGAUGAUUGGAGUAGCCACUACCCUCAAGAAUAUCUUAACUCACUUGAGUUCUCUGGCCUGCCUAACCACAGGCUAUGCUUGAAGGUGGGGUCUCCGGUAAUGAUGCUGCGUAAUCUUAACCAAGCGUAUGGGUUAUGUAAUGGGACACGGAUGAUAGUCAGUCGAGUAGGCGAAAGGAUAGUAGAAGUUGAGAUCAUGACUGGCACGCAAGUAGGCGAAACAGUGUUGAUCCCCCGGAUUCAGCUUACCCCUCUUGACACUUUGCUUCCAUUCACGUUUUGCCGACGUCAAUACCCACUGCGUCUAUGCUAUGCGAUGACAAUCAAUAAAAGUCAGGGGCAAAGCCUCAAACAAGCUGCUUUGUACCUCCCUAGAUCGGUCUUCACCCAUGGCCAGUUGUACGUUGCUUUAUCUCGAGUGACAUCACCGGAAGGGCUUAAGAUAUUAAACGAUUCCUCUGAUUCAGAUGGAGCUGAUGGAGUGACAAAUAUAGUCUACAAAGAGAUCUUCAAGGGCCUCUGUAACAACAAGGUUUAUAUUGAACUGGUUUUUGUUAGUGUGUCAUUUCAAUUCGUAUUGUUUCAGAUGCUGACUAGAUCUUUAUGAUUGCAGGGGAAAAAAGUUCUCGAGAACGAGCUUGAGGUGAACUUCACGCUAACAUUUCCUAUGUUAUAUUCAGUCUGUUAUGUUCAUGCAACGACUGAUGAGAAUUUUUUUUUGUCGCAGUGAUGCCAGACAGGGUCGAGAAUUAGAAGUUCAUAAUCUGUAACAGACAUUGGCGUGUCUGUGAAGAUAAUGUUUCUUCUGGAGCACGCAAUGAAUCAUGUUUGUUAUUUAACUUUAUGGUUUACCACUUUUAUUUUCAGUCAUUACAAUAGCAUUUAAAAAAAACCGGUUUUAUCAAUCCGGUUUAUUUGGCAAACUAUUUCUAAUCUGUCUACCAGAAAACGUAAUAGAAAGCAUAUUAGUUGACACAAAUAUCAUACGGACAUGUUAUUGUCUUUAAGUAUGUAUAUUAGUUUCAUGAUACUUUCACUGAUUCUUAAAAUUAAAUAUUACAAGCAAAUAAACCGACAUAACAAAGCAGACCAAACUUGAAAUUGAAUAAAAAUUUACAGGUUCAUCAAAACAUGCCCGUACUUACAAAAUUGUAUAGAUUACUCAAAUGACUCAAAUUGCAUCUGAAAUUUUCCCAACACUUAUCAAAAUCUAGAUAGACACUGAUCUUAGAAACAACUUACAUAUACUUCUCAUUACACGAUACAGGCAACACUAAAUAAGUCUACGAAAAGGAAAACCGUGCAAGCUAAAAAAAAAAAAUAUAGAUGAUGAUCCACUUCUAAAUUUCGCGUUAAAAAACGUAAUCCACUUCCAAUUUUCGCG
This is a messenger RNA of Brassica rapa (field mustard), 3712 nucleotides long. RefSeq lists its product as uncharacterized. NCBI's taxonomy places the organism in Eukaryota, Viridiplantae, Streptophyta, Magnoliopsida, Brassicales, Brassicaceae. The record is from RefSeq and is a predicted model, not a curated record. Gene Ontology annotation, biological process: telomere maintenance; DNA repair. Gene Ontology annotation, molecular function: DNA helicase activity.